Penicillium waksmanii is the source of this 3456-nucleotide messenger RNA. RefSeq lists its product as uncharacterized. The record is from RefSeq and is a predicted model, not a curated record. Lineage: Eukaryota; Fungi; Ascomycota; Eurotiomycetes; Eurotiales; Aspergillaceae. The transcript has 6 exons. The coding region runs from base 1 to 3456 and encodes 1151 amino acids. Gene Ontology annotation, molecular function: protein binding.
AUGGCGGGAGGUAAUGCCGAGAAGGGGCAACGCUACAUCGCGUCCUUGGACCAGGCGCGGGCCCAAGGUAGAUGGGAAGAAGUGCCCGAAUUGAUUCGAAAGGUCACCAAGCACGCUCCGCAACGAACCUGUGUGAUCCAAACCGCAACAGCAGAGACUCGAGUGGUCGCAUUUCUUCAGCAGCGAACGACAACCGAGUCUACGUCGACACCACAUCUUCCCGAGUUGAUCCCGGCCCUGUUGACGACUAUCGAGAACAACGACGGAAAUCUGCAAGAGCUACUGCAGGCGCAAGUCUGCUUGGGUUGGAUCCAUUGGACUCUCAAUGAGCCGAGUCUGGCAGCUGCUCGCCUUCCAAGGGACUUCAACGCGACAAUCGAUACUUUGACAAGUGAUGGCCAGGGUCUCUCACCGUGGACCGAGGUCUGUCUGGUUAAAGGAUGCUAUCUGAAGGGUUCUGCGCAAUCGGCAGUGGCCGAAAUCGAUGAGAUCUUGGAGACCUUUGCCUCACUGGCAGUAUGGCUCGAGAAGGGCCAGCUUGCCUCUACCUCCAACCAACAAUUCCUCAGCUGGUCCGAAACUAUGCUAGGAAGAGGCGCCUUGAUUGCCACCGAAACAGCCACAUGCCCUUACUCGGAUCCCAGACAUGUGGAGAUUGCGCUUCGGCUCUUUAGGCUGUGGUCUGCCCUGCCCGCAGUGAAGCAGGGAGCUGCGCCCAACAAGGCUGCAUUUGCCGACAAUUCGGUUACGCUUUCACGCCCAGCAAUUUGGAAAUCCUACUACGGACUCCUCACAACUGUUCUUCAAAAUGACCUGAUCUAUAUCCCGCCCGUCGAUGGUAUUCCCGAGCGCCCGCAGCUUGCAAGCGAACUUCGUCGCAUCGAAUCGAUCUGUGAAAACAACCUUCUACGGGAAGUCAAAUUCCCUACCGCCCAAUCCAAUAACUCCCAGGUUGAGGAGUGGGUGGAACAGGUUAUUAGCAACUGGGAGGUGCUCUGUGGACCGCACUGGCAGGAUCAGGACCUCGGCGAAGGGGGCCAGAAUGCCGUGGGCCGGAAUGUUUUGGAUAUCCUUUACCGCGCAGCAACGAAAACAUAUCACUCGCAUUUGAUUUUGCGACGCUUGUUUCAUGUUCAUUCGGCAUUGGCUGACUUUGAUCUCGCUAUCAAAUCAUUGGAAUCUUAUAUUGAGAUUGUCACUGCUGCCAAGGAAAGAGCUGCCAAGGCGGCCGAGUCGGGCGAACUGGAGAAAGAUGAAGUACUUCUGCAAACUCUCUCCGAAGGUGUCUCAUUGUUAAGCUGCUUGGGUUCUUUGGAGGAGGCAGAGAAGGCCAAAGAUUUGACGGAGUUGAUCAAAGAAUUCCUCGACAAACAAGAAACGACCCUGGAAAACGGCACGGUCAAUAACAGCGUGCUCGUACCUGGCGACGCAAGCCCCGCUAACUCCUCUGAUAUACCACAAUCUGUGCUUGCUUUGGCCCAUAGAGCAGUUGGAAUUGGACUCGCGAACUGGGCCAAUUAUACUCCCCAAAAUGAAUCUCGAGAUCUCAUUCGUGGUGAAGCAAUUGAUUAUCUGGAGAAGAGUGUGUCCCCAGAGUUGGGCAAUCAGUUGAGCUAUGCCUCUCUCUACACAUUAUCACUGGUCCUUGCGGAAAAUCGAGACCUGGAUGCUGCAAUCAGCUAUGUCAAAUCGGCCUUGAGUUCUCAUGGCUCACCGAGCUCCGAGGAUCUGUCGCAUGAACGUGAUCUUGUGCCUCUUUGGCAUUUGCUUGCGCUCUUGCUUAGUGCCAAGCAGGAAUUUGAAAUCGCCGAGCGUUCUUGCGAAGCUGCCUUUGAGCAAUUCCCAUCGGACAUUUUCCCCAAGAGCAGCCGUGAUCGGCGCUCCUCGAGACAAACCCACUGCAAGGACCACGGUUUUACUGGCCCUAAGCGCUCAGUUCUCAGUCGCUUGUCUGGACGAGAGAAGGAACGCAUAAUUCAAACACGAAUCUCGCAGCUCGCUUUCGUCGAGCUCAUUGAGGGCCCCGAGGCUGCUGUCAACCAAACUGAGCAAUUACUGAGUUUGUUCAGUACAUUGUUUAGUGACCUGAACCUUGAUAACGGGGAGUCGAAGUCGAAGUCGGAGCAUUUGGUACCCCCCAAGAGCUCUGCAGGCACAACUAAGAGCUUUCGCAGCAGCAUCUUCAGUCGAAACAGAUCAUCUCAGCUGCCGGACCGCCGAGGUGAUCAAAUGAGCGAUGCACCUGCAGUGCCGCCGAUUCCCAAUGGGCCUAGCACUCCCACUGGGGCACCUGCCAUCCACGUCACUGACGAAGAUACGAACAGUCAACAAGAGCAUCAGUCAGCCCUCUCACGGUCUGACUCUAAGAAGCUGAGAAAACGAAGUGGCAGUCUCCACAGUAAACACGAGAGGCCUCGUGAUCAAGAACCGCCAUUGCCAAAUGGAGCAGAAACCCCCGAGAUGGUUGGCAUUGCGGUAUCUGGCAAUGCGUCGCCUGUUUCACAAGCGCCCCCCCCGAGUGGAGGCAAGCAGCCACUGCAGCCUAUAGCGCAUAACAUUCAUCAUAAACAACAACCAGCUCCAGCUGGCCACGAGCGUCAACCCCCCCGUGCAAGAUAUUCGUUUACCGGGCUCUCAUCAAUUCAACUCUCCGACAAAUGCAGUCACCAAUCCAAUAAGCAUGCCCUCGGCCUGCUUGUCAAGAUCUGGCUCAUAAUUGCGGGCCUGUAUCGCCGAGCGUCCUUGUUCGAUGAUGCUCGCGAAGCCUGCGAGGAAGCUGCUAAGCAAACCGCUCGAGUUGAAGUCAUCGCCUCUACUCACGAAUCCUCAGCCCGUUCCCUCGGCAAACGUGGCUGGUGUAAUGCCAAUAGCUCGGAGGAGCUCUGGGCCGAUGUCUACGCUGAGCAAGGUCUUUUGGCCCAGGCUCAAUCAAAGUCUCACCAGGCUAUCAAGCAAUUCGAGAGCGCCCUCCUGCGGUCCCCGGAUCACCCGACAGCGACUAUUUCCCUCGCAAAUCUUCUUCUAGAUGUGUGGGACCAGACACUGCCCCUUGAACCUACAAAUGCCGACAUCAAUCUCGAAGCCUCGCGCCUUUCACUCUUAUCCGAGCUUUCCCAACCAAAGUCUGCCCGGGCCGUGUCGACCGAGGAGAUGAAGGUCGCCGAGAGCGCACAAAGCUCAGAGCCCAGUGAGGCCCCCAUGUCGGCCCACGAUGUCGACCCCAAGCACCUACAUCGACUUGCUGCCCGAGACCGCGCAUAUGGUCUUCUAUCUGCGCUGACCAAACUUGGAAGCUCUUGGGACAACUCCGAUGCAUGGUACGCACUCUCGCGAGCCUACGAGGCCGGCGAGCAAACCGAGAAACUCAAGGAAGUUCUCUGGUGGUGCAUUGAGCUUGAGGAUCGCCGACCAAUCCGUCAUUGGUCGAACAUUGGAUCUGGACUCUAUGUUCUUUGA